AUGAUGGCAGGGAGGAACGUCACAGAGUUUGUCCUACUGGGCCUCACUCAGGAUCCUGAUGUACAAAAAGCCUUAUUUGCCCUGUUUUUACUCAUCUACAUUGUGACAGUGAUGGGCAACCUGCUCAUUGUGGUGACCAUUAUUGCCAGCCCCUCCUUGGGCUCUCCUAUGUAUUUCUUCCUUGCCUACCUGUCACUCAUGGACGCUGUGUAUUCCACGGCCAUCUCACCCAAGAUGAUUGCAGAUUUCAUCUGUGAGGUAAAAAUCAUUUCCUUCCAAGCUUGCAUGGUCCAGCUGUUCAUUGCACACUUAUUUGGUGGGGCUGAGGUUUUCCUUCUGGUCAUGAUGGCCUAUGACCGCUAUGUGGCCAUCUGUAAGCCACUGCACUAUUUGACCAUCAUGAACCAACGAGUUUGCAUCCUCCUGUUAGUGGUGGCCUGGGCUGGAGGUUUUGGACACUCUAUUGUGCAAAUUGUCUUUGUGUACAGUCUUCCUUUCUGUGGCCCCAAUGUCAUUGACCACUUCAUCUGUGACAUGUACCCACUGUUGAAACUUGCAUGUACUGACACUUACUUCAUAGGCCUCACUGUGGUUGCCAAUGGUGGGGCCAUCUGUAUGGUGGUCUUCAUCCUCCUCCUCAUCUCCUACGGUGUCAUUCUGAGUCAUCUCAAGACUCAGAGUCAGGAGGGGAGGCGCAAAGCCCUGUCCACCUGCAGCUCCCACAUCACGGUGGUUGUCUUGUUUUUUGUCCCCUGUAUUUUCAUGUAUGUCAGACCCGUUUCCAACUUUCCCAUCGAUAAAUCCUUGACUGUUUUCUACACCAUUGUCACUCCCAUGCUGAAUCCUCUGAUAUAUACUUUGAGAAAUUCAGAAAUGAAAAAGUCCAUGGGAAAACUUUGGGGCAAAGUAUCAACAAAAGUUAGAAAACCAUGCUGA
Molecule: messenger RNA, 936 nt
Organism: Perognathus longimembris pacificus (Pacific pocket mouse)
Lineage: Eukaryota; Metazoa; Chordata; Mammalia; Rodentia; Heteromyidae
Product: olfactory receptor 4A5-like
Exons: 1
Coding region: 1-936 (311 amino acids)
Biological process (GO): G protein-coupled receptor signaling pathway
Cellular component (GO): membrane
Molecular function (GO): olfactory receptor activity; G protein-coupled receptor activity
Source: RefSeq, a predicted model, not a curated record